Messenger RNA from Rhineura floridana, 3806 nucleotides. It is a transcript of the gene RUNDC1, whose product is annotated as RUN domain containing 1. The transcript is spliced from 5 exons. Lineage: Eukaryota; Metazoa; Chordata; Lepidosauria; Squamata; Rhineuridae. The record is from RefSeq and is a predicted model, not a curated record. Bases 415 to 2085 code for a protein of 556 amino acids.
CAAAAGCAUAAACUUCACGCCGCGUAGUGUCUGCAUGCAAAUGAAUGGAGCAGGAACAUAGAGCUUCUGCACGCAAUUGAGCGCCGAUUUGCUCUGUGCUGUAGCCUAUUAGAGAUGGAGAGAAGUUCACAUCCCUGCAAUCUUAGUUCAGUGUUAUUACACCCAUAGUGAGAGAAGAGACUGAGAGAGAGAGAGUAGUGCACGAAAACAGUGCAGUCCGGCGCUAUUAUCCACUCCUCCGUCAAUUUCCUCAUCCUAGGAAAUGAGGGACGGGUCCGGUCUACGUGACGUCAUUCCGUCUCCGUGCCGGAAGUGACGCUUCAUCCUCACCGGCACGGUCUCCCUGAGGGGGCUUUCGGUUUGGCGUUUUUUGCCGUUGGCGGCGCCACUCGCUGCGAGGCCGCGGCGACGAGGAUGAUGGAGGCAACGGCGGGGCCGGGGGAGCGGUGGGCGCCGGUGGGAGCGGUGGCCGAGGCCCAAGCCGAGGAAGAGGACGCUGUGGAGGAAGCGGAGACCGAGCCGGGGUCUCCGCGGUCUCUGAGGUUGGAGCGGCGCCGCCUUCACUCGGCUCUCCUGGCUUUGGCCUCGCACUUCGCUCAGGUCCAGUUCCGGCUCCGGCAAGUAGCCCGCGCCGGGCCAACCCAACAGCAGCGCCUCCUCCGUGAGCUCGAAGAAUUCGCCUUCCGCGGCUGUCCGGGCUUCGGCUUCGCCGCGACGGACGGAGUCGACGCCGAUACCAAGAGUGAGCCUGAGAAGCAAGAACAGCUAGAGGCACGGAAGGAAAAGCAGCGAGAACUUAUCCUGCAGCUCAAGGCCCAGCUGGAUGACUUGGAAACAUUUGCCUACCAGGAGGGGAGCUAUGAUGCACUGCCACAGUCCAUGGUUAUGGAAAGACAGCGGGUGAUUAUUGAAGAGCUGAUCAAGAAGUUGGACAUGAACUUGAGUGAGGACAUCGCCUCUCUGUCCCCAGAGGAGUUGCGUCAGCAGGUGGAUGCUGCUGUGGCACAGAUUGUCAAUCCGGCACGUGUGAAAGAGCAGCUGGUGGAGCAGCUGAAAACCCAAAUCCGGGACCUUGAGAUGUUUAUCAAUUUCAUACAAGAAGAAGUCGGCAGCCCAGGCAAAGCAAAGGAUGGCCAUUGUGACUGUUCAGGUGGAAAAGCUGGAAGCGGCACCUGCAAGCCAAACAUCCGUCAGCCUCAUGGAAGCAACAGAGUGAACCCUGAAGAUGCCCAGAGGAUGCGGGAGACAGGGUUACAUCUCAUGCGCCGAAUGCUUGCCGUGCUGCAGAUCUUCGCUGUGAGCCAGUUUGGCUGUGCGACUGGGCAAAUCCCACACCAUUUAUGGCAGAAGGACCGGUCUGACAGGGACUAUUCACCCUUAGUGAAGAAGCUAGAGAUGGCUGUGGCCCAUGUGAGGCAGUUGGCCCCAAAGUACCAACUGACAGAGCCAGAACAUGUAAUCAGCUACUCGGGCUUCCAGGACACCACCUUGGGUGGGCGGGAUGAGCUAACACUGGCUGUGCGUAAGGAGCUGACAACAGCUGUGCGGGACUUGCUGGCCCAUGGCCUCUACACCCCAUCCCCUGGGAUGAGCUUGGUUUUAGCCCCCAUUGCCUGUUUGCUGCCAGUAUGGAGCUCCUCUCCUCAGGUCAUGCACCCUUGGGAGCUCUUUGUGAAGUAUUACAAUUCUAAGAAUGGCCGAGCCUUUGUGGAGUCGCCAGCACGCAAACUUUCUCAAUCUUUUGCCUUGCCAGUGAUGGGUGGGGUGCCUGCUACCCCAAAGCAGAGCCUGCUGUCGGCCAUCCACACAGUGCUGUCGGAGCAUGACCCGUUCAAGCGUAGUGCAGACUCUGAGCUGAAGGCUCUGGUGUGCCUGGCACUCAAUGAGCAGCGUCUGGUCUCCUGGCUCAACCUCAUCUGCAAGUCAGGGGCAUUGAUCCAUGCCCACUACCAGCCCUGGAGUUACAUGGCCCAGACAGGCUUUGAGGGGGCCCUCAAUCUUCUUAGCCACCUUAGUAACCUACGAUUCAGCCUCCCUGUGGACCUGGCUGUGCGGCAGCUGAAGAACAUCAAGGAUGCUUUUUGAGAGGCUGGGGAGGCUGGAGGCCCCACCUCAACCCCUUUAAAGGGGGAACACUUGCGGCUCAGUACAGGAGGCCACUUCUGUGCGUUCACAAGGGAGGGAAAUGCUGCUAGUUGGUGGUCUUCUGUUGCUGAGCUGCUGCUGGCUUGCCUCUGUUGCAUGCACCAGACCACAUGGAGCUCCUGCUAAUUCACAGGAACUCUGCUGAGGUUGCUGCCUUGGUGCUGUGUUUAAAGAGGCCCAUGUGCACAGUUCAUGGCUAUUAAGGAUAACCUGUUGUCCCUUGUACUGGAACCAGUAGAGAGGCUUAUGGCAGGAGGGCAUCUCUCCUAUCACAGGGAAUUUCUGAAGGUCCAAUAGUUAACUGUUUAUGCCCCAAGUCCCAUGGAGUCAGGGCCUAAUCUACAAAAGUACAGGAAAUAUUUUGGCUACAUCACAGAAAACUCCUUUUUCUCCCCAAGGUGGCAUAUGUGACAGACACACCACUCCAGGCCUGUAAUUUCAUGUUAAAAUGCACUGUCUGAGUUACCAAAUCUGAGCAGGAACUUUCCCUGUAUCAAUGGCCUUAAGGUAUUUGACCCUCAUGCUGCAGGACCAAUCUCUUGCUGGGAAGGUGUUUUUUUUUACCCAGUCAAAACUAUUAUAUGCUGGAAUAGAAUCCUGCAUGUGCUUAGGUGUCAGCAAAUGGCCACAGCGUAUGCCCAGUAUUCAGCAGCUGGCUUGCUGGAGAGGUAAUGUGAUGAUCAGGUGGAUUCUACAACUUUGUUACUUCCCAACAAAGCAUUGGAAGGAGAGAAUUCCCUACUAUAAACAGUUAGGUGGUGUCAGAGGGACUUCAUAAAGACAGGGAGAAUGCCCUUGAUUGUGGACAGAGGGUUUGGUCUGGGAUCUUGGGAAACAAGCACCUUCCUUGGCCUGUCAGAGGAGUGUGGGUGGAGGUAUAUCUGUAGUGGGAAAGGAGUUUUUUGCAUGCCUAUUUGAAAAGCAGUUGUCAUAACUCCCUCUUUGAAGGAACAAGCAGUCAGCUUUGUGAUGACUGGGAAUUAGAACUGUGGGACCUUGAACCUUAGGAUUCCAUGCCAGUUCUGUGGCAGUAGUAAGGCUUGGCAGAAUCCUUACGUGAUAUUUUUCUUCAGUGGAGCAGAACGGUUGUGGAAGAUGGAUCUGAAGGUAUCUGAAGACCAGGGGCAACUUUUGGUAUGUGGAUCGCUUGCCCCUUUGUACUUGAAGCAAUAUCCUAUUAAGAUUCUUCAAAAAAGGUUGGACACACACAAUCCUCAAAUGAUUCCUAGAUCCCAAUGCACAAGAUCUGUAACUGCCAGGAGUCUUGUAGGUCUUCAGAUCUCACAGAUACAGGUUAAGAUUAAGGGAAACGGUGCUGUCCUCAAAGCAAAGUCUGACAACACCUUCACUCAAGAGUGUGCAAAGGAGGUUCAGUAGCAAGCAAUGCUCGUGUGGUAAAGUUAUGUCUAUUUCUGAAAAUACAUAGUUGUGAUGUGUGUAUGUGUGUAAAUUGUCCUACUGAAAACCCUCCGUUUAACAUAAGAGCUGUCUUAUUUUUAUUUGUUGGUUUAUGUGUUGAUGCACUUCAGAAAGUUCUGUUCUCGGGUAUCUAUUUAAUACUGUGUAUUUUGUUUUGAGUACAGUUCAGUAAGAGGAAUAAUAUAUUGAUGGAGAAUUGUCUGUUGCUGGUAAUAAAUUCAGUCUGAUGGCUUUCUUAUUUU